This is a messenger RNA of Insectozyma verbasci, 1641 nucleotides long. Lineage: Eukaryota; Fungi; Ascomycota; Pichiomycetes; Serinales; Debaryomycetaceae. The record is from the annotation of a GenBank genome assembly.
AUGGACAAAAUCGACACAUCAUCCAUUCCUGCAACUACCAUAAUUGAAAGAAAUAAUUCUCAAUCGAGUACUGAUUCAUUAAUAACCCCACCCAUAGAGAACCCAUAUUUAAAACCUUCAAUUGAAUUAAAUGGAAGAGUAUCAUAUUUACAAGAUUUUGAAGAUUUACCUCAAGGUCGACAUUUAGGAUUAUUUUCAACUAUUAUAUUAUUUGUUAGUCGAAUAUUAGGUAGUGGAAUUUUUAGUAUUACUUCUGGUAUAUAUAAAGAUUGUGGACAAUCUAUUUAUUUAUUCUUUUUAGCUUGGUUUAUUGCUUGUGUUGCUUCAUUUGGUGGAUUGUAUGUAUUUUUAGAAAUGGGUCUGGUGGUUCCACGAUCUGGAGGUGCUAAAGUGUUUCUUGAAUUUAUUUAUGAUAAGCCUAAAUUAUUAGCUACUGUUGCUUUUUCUGUAUAUUCUGUUAUUUUUGGUUUUACAAUUUCAAAUGUAUUGGUAUUUGGGGAAUAUUGUAUACAUGCAUUAGGUUUGGAAAUUACUGAUUUUAAAACAAGAUUUACUGGAUUAUUAUUUUUAUAUUUCACUGCAAUAGUACAUGGAUUUAGUGUAAAUCAUGGUGUUAAAAUUCAAAAUAUAUUAGGAGGUUUAAAAUUGGUUCUUGUUGUUAUUAUGAUCCUUUCUGGUCUUUAUGUGUUUUUACCAAAAUCAAUAAAUCAGAUUGAUUCACAAAUUAGCUGGAAUGAUGUGUUUAAAACUAGAAAACAAGUUAGUAUAUCUACAUUUUCAAGUGCUGUGAUCAAAGCUUCAUUUGCUUUUAGUGGUUGGAAUUCUGUACAUACUGUUUCAAAUGAGAUUAAAGAUCCAAUUAGAACAUUUAAAAUUGCAGGACCAGUUUCUUUAAUAAUCAUGACUAUCACAUAUUUUAUCAUUAAUUUGGCUUAUCUUAUAGUGAUACCCGAUGAAGAAUUGGCAAAUAGUUCAACAUUAGCAGGGUCAAUAUUAUUUGAAAAAUUAUUUGGUAAAGUCUUAGGACAGCAAUUAUUAACAUUAUCAAUUGCAUUAUGUGCCGGUGGUAAUAUAUUUGUUGUUUUAUAUACAAUUUCAAGAGUUGAUCAAGAAGUGUUUCGUGAAGGAUAUUUACCAUUUUCGAAAUUUAUGGCAUCAAAUUGGCCAUUUGGAGGACCAUUAAGAAGUAUAAUUUUAAGUUGUUCAAUUACAACAUUUAUAAUUGUAGUUUUCCCUCAUGGUGAUAUUUAUUCAUAUAUGGUUAGUUUGGAAGGAUUUCCAAUGUCUGUAGCUACUGGAUUAGUUGCAAUUGGAAUUUUUAUAAUUCGAAAAAACUAUCCAGAUUUAAAUGCUCCAAUAAAAGCAGGACUCAUAGGUACUUUAUCAGUUAUAAUUAUUAAUAUUUAUUUAACAAUUGGUCCAUUUGUUUCAAAAUAUAGUCCAAAUCCAACUGGUUUGGAAAAUUGGCCAAAUUAUGGAUUAGUAGGUUUAUUUUGUAUAUUAUUUUGCAUUUUAUUUUGGUACUUCAAAUUUCGAUUAUUACCAUGGCUUGGUAAUUAUGAUUUAGUAGUUGAAGAAGAGAAAUUGAGUGAUGGAUUAACUAUUAAAAAUUGGGUUAAGGUAUAUAAAGGGGGAAUAUAG